Molecule: messenger RNA, 594 nt
Organism: Vanrija pseudolonga
Lineage: Eukaryota; Fungi; Basidiomycota; Tremellomycetes; Trichosporonales; Trichosporonaceae
Exons: 4
Coding region: 1-594 (197 amino acids)
Biological process (GO): endoplasmic reticulum to Golgi vesicle-mediated transport
Cellular component (GO): endoplasmic reticulum membrane
Source: RefSeq, a predicted model, not a curated record
AUGGGCUUCGCAUCCAACAUUGUCAUCGGCUCGGCCAGCUUCCUGCUCGGCAUGGUCUUUGUCUCGCAGGUGGUCGACAUCCCCCUCCUCUACCUCCCGCUCACGGACGAGGCGAUCAACAAUGCGUACAAGUUCUACGAGAUGUGGUACGAGGCCCCCGGCGCCGUCAAGGCCCUCUUCCACGCCGCCAUGGGACUCCCCCUCAUCGUCCUCCUCCUCAAGCUGCACAAGUGGACCGAGAGCGCGCUGUUCUUUGACGGCACCAGCGUCGCGCUGCAGCUCGCCACGAUCGUGCUCUACCUCAGCGUCCACAUUGCGUCUCUGCGUACUUUCCUCCCCGACUCGAACAAGGGCUCCAACUCGUGGAACUUCCUCCCCCAGCCCCCGCCCCCCGAGGAGCCCAUCACCGAGGACGAGAAGGUCGAGGCCGUGCGCGUCCUCGCGGCCGCCAACGCGCUCGUCGGCCUCCUCCUCAUCGGCGUGAUCGGCAUGCAGAUCGGCCAGGAGUACGCUGGCAACGUGGAGGCGCGCGAGCAGGCGCGCAUCGACGCCGAGGUGCGCAACGAGGAGGCCGAGACGAAGAAGGACCAGUAG